AUGGCAAAUCACACCAGCGUCCUGAGAUGCAUCCUGCUGAUGCUAUUGGCCAUCGCUCUGGCCUCGGCUUUGAGAACAUUGGACACGACCGAAGAGCUAGAGAAGACCAACUUCGGGACCCCGCCCCCUCGCCAUGGCCUCAAAUUACUCCUCUGGUACGUCCAGACCUGCAUCGACAACAACAUGGUGUCCCUCUGUGACCCAAGGGAGGGAGAAUACGGGUUCCAUAUGUUCAAGAACUAUAAACUGUUACUCCCCAAACUGAAAGACCAGAACCUGUACACCUACUACACCAUCGGUAACCUCCAUUCCCACGGUGCAGAGAACCUGCCCUAUGAAGUGAGGCAGUACUACGACAAGGACAAUCUCCUCAGCAACCAGGACAGGGUGCUGGUGAAGUACAACCAGAACAACAAUCACAUUGAGAAGAUCUACAUCUCAGAGCACUACAAGCAACGCAAGACGUACAUGAUCGGGCCCAAUCUUCUCUCCUCUCUCAGACUGCCCAGUUGGCUUGCAUUGAUAUGA
This is a messenger RNA of Coregonus sp. 'balchen', 528 nucleotides long. The record is from the annotation of a GenBank genome assembly. NCBI's taxonomy places the organism in Eukaryota, Metazoa, Chordata, Actinopteri, Salmoniformes, Salmonidae.